AAGUGGAUGCAGAGGAAGUGCAAUUGCAUCGCCCCGGCGGUGAACCUGCGCCUGUGCUCCAUUGCCGGGGAGGUUCGGGAAGUCGGUGUUCGGGACGAUUGGACCAUGGCUCAGGUGAAGCGGAAGAUGCAGCAAGUCCAUCUCAUCCCGGCAUACCAAGUGUGCUUGAGUGUCGGAGGGGCCAUUCUGCAAGACCGGUGCGUUGUGAGCCAACUUCAGCUCAAGGGUUCCGAGACAGUGUCUUGGGUGCGCAGGCAUCCAGACGUGGCUCUGUGGCUGAAUCUCGUCCAGCAGGACUGGCAGAACAUCCGGACUGCUCCGGACAUAGCCCGCAAGUCGGCCGAGGUGAUGUUCGAAGUGAUGCGUCAAUCGCACGAAGGGCUGCAGCAUAUGGACACCGAGUUGCUUCGUGACGCGUACUUCCUUGGUCAGGCCUGUGAAAUGCGCGGCUUUCCGGGCUCCGACGUGCUUCCGCAAAGGUGGUUGCAAGAUGUCGUGGAUGUGUUGCUGCUCCUCGCCUUCGCCGCAGCGACCAAGGACGAGGCUGCCUCGCAAGUUGCAUUGACCUCUGCCGCCCUUUCAAAGACAAGCGCCUGGGACUCCGUGUCCCUGGUUGUGACGCUGGUUUCCAAGGUGGACCUGGCAUUUGCCAUCAGGUCCAGCCUCUUGGAGAGGCUCCAGGGGCUUCCGCCCCAAGCCUUGGCCGAGGGCUUCAACGACUGGGCCAAAGCCGACCUCGGCUUGGCCUUGCGUUUGCUUGAGGCCCAGCAAGCUGCCAGGGAGAACCCUGCCCGGUUCCGUGCUCGUCAAGACGGCCAAAGGCGCCUAAAGAACAUGCCGAAAACAGCUUGGGGGCAUCAUGAAUUCGCUUUUAAAGUCUUCGUCGACCAUGAGGAUCGGUUGUCAAGUGCCGACUUUGAGCGAUUGCUUCGCCACAUGGUCUUCAACAGGCUGCUCCCUGAAGAGGUCUUUCGGCUUGUCCUGGCAUGUCUGGCCCAUGCGCAGCCUGCAGCGGCUCGAGAGCUUUUCGUGUUCGCCGCCAACACGGAUGAGACGGAAGCUAUCCGGCUCAUGCUGAAGACAGAACUCCCGCUGACAGCUCUGGGUGGCAACAUGUCCGAGGUUGCACGCGCUUCCAUUUUCCAUGCAGUGAUGUCUGAUUGGGCACCGCAUGGGUCGCGAGACAUGGCUGCCCUGCUUUCCUGCAUAGAAGAAGAUCGCCGGCACAUUCAGCAGCUUCUCACAUGGGCUCGGGCGAACAAAUGCGUGGCCAUUGCAGCGAACCACCACUUGGAGGAUGCCCUGCUGCUUGCCCUGGCGAGCAGAGUUGAGGUCGGCUCUCUUCUCAUGUGCACUCUGGCUGCAUGUGGUGUCCUACCUGCUGCACUAGCGCCAGAGAUUCCCUUGGAGUGGCUGGGAGACUUGAGGGCACUCCCUGAAGGUAGGCAGGUCGUAACGCAAGGGCUCCUGGCACAGUUGGAGCCUUGUGAAGACGAGCAGCUAGUCCAGCGGAUGCGCCGUUUCUGGCAAUUCGAGGUGUGGUCACAGGUGGAUGGCAGUACAUGCGAAAGAGCUGUGAGAUUGCUUUCCAGGUUCUGCCAAGCCGAGCAAGGCCCCGCCGCAGUGGUUUUUGCUUGCAAAGUCCUACGCGGGCUGCCCUUAAACGAGCUUCCCGGAGCCGAGCUUCUGUAUGAGCCCUCGCUGCCCGCUCAAGGGAUUGGAAUCCGUGCGGAGCAGCUUGCGCAUUCGUUGGCCAACGAAGCCAAGCAAGCUGCAAAGGGUGCUCUCGAGAAGGCUCAGGAGGCUCUGCGAGAGGCACAAAGAGCCCUACGCCAGGCCGAACAAGCCCAUCGUGGGGCGGAUGGAACGCGAGACUUGGCACGCCAAGCUGUACAGACGGCGCUGCGCGGCGAGCAGCUAGCGCUGCAGGAGCAGAGGCUAGACCUCAUCAAUACGCUGAACGAGGUGACAGAAGGCAAGAUUUUUGUGGAGGUGGAGAAGGCACGCCUCACUUCGAUGUUGGCCAACAUGAAGGAGGAGGAGGGCAAGGUAGACGAAGCAGCGAGCCUGAUACAAGAGGUUCAGGUGGAGUCCUUCGGAGCUAUGGAACGGCGCGAGAAGACAGAGUACAUCCUGAAUCAGAUGCGCCUGGUCCUUGCGAAGAAGGACUUCGUCCGGACCCAGAUCAUCAGUAGGAAGAUCAACCCGAAGCUCCUCGACGCAGACGACUUCCAGGACUUGAAAAUCCGAUACUACGAGUACAUGAUCAGAUACUGGCUGCAUGAGGGGAAGUUCUUGGAUGUCGCCAAGUGCACCUUGGCGAUCUUCAACACGCCCUCGGUCAAGUCCGACGAGUCCAAGUGGAUAGAGUGGCUUACGGCCUACUGCAUCUACCUGGUGCUGUCUCCUUAUGACAACGAGCAUGACGACAUGCUCCAAAAGCUGGAUAGCCUCGAAGGCAAAAAGCUAGACAAGGUUCCGACGUACAGGAACUUGAUCAGGAUCUUCAUGAAGAAGGAGAUCGUGAACUGGCCCCUCGCCAAAGAGGAGGAGCUGAGGAAGCACGCAGUCUUCCAGGACUCGCCCCACGAGGGCGCCAAGGAAAGAUGGGAGCUGCUGAAGAAGCGCGUGGUGCAGCACAACAUCAAGGCGCCUUUCCCAUGGUGGAGAGAGCUGUGCAGCGGGUUCCCAGGCGUUUUUUUUGUACCGCAGGGCUUGGGAGAUUAA
Molecule: messenger RNA, 2727 nt
Organism: Symbiodinium necroappetens
Lineage: Eukaryota; Dinophyceae; Suessiales; Symbiodiniaceae
Source: the annotation of a GenBank genome assembly